AUGUCUGGGACGAGGGAACAGGCAAAUGUUUUUGACCCCGCCCUCAGUGCCAAGCUACACAAUAAAAUCCUAGAAUUGGGAUGGAAUGCUGUUGACCACGACCUCACUUUUGAACAAGCCGCACCGGGUUCCUGGUGGGAUGAGAACGAAGAAGAAUGCAGAAGUCGGGGCAUCACCGCGCGUUUGCAUCCUAAGCUUAUUAAGUUUUUGAAAUUAGCUCGGGUUAUUAAUCCGUCGUUGCGGAACUCGGAGACUGGUUACGACUUUUUCUUUUACUACACCCUUGGGCUAGCACCCCCGGUGGCAUUGAUGCCGGACAACCCAGAGCUUUUUGGUAAUCCGGACCAACACGUCAUUUUGUAUCAUGUUCCUAAUAUUGGGAGCCACCCUGUGGGCGUCGUGUUCGAUCAGUCUUCAUCAAGUGUUCGUGUGACCUUCUCCUUGUGGGACGACAAGCGGACUCCCUGGCUAUCGCUCCAGUCUCUGUUACAAGAGUACCUCGAUAUGACUUAUUUAGUAAAAGCCACGGCUGGUGAGAGCGAGACUGACGAAGAGGAAAGCAACGGUGAAGAUGAGGAAGAAGACGACAUUGAUAUCGACAUGGAGACUGACGCGCAAUUCACAAUUGAAGCCAACCGUCCUUGGGCUCUUCACUCGCACAGUCCCGAAAUUCUGGACCGGACCAUUGCGGCGUUUGCAAACCUGAUCGGAGCGAUUCAGGACCGCAUGCCAAACCGCGACUCUUCCACGAGCGCUACACCUACAUCAUCACGUUAA
Molecule: messenger RNA, 777 nt
Organism: Truncatella angustata
Lineage: Eukaryota; Fungi; Ascomycota; Sordariomycetes; Amphisphaeriales; Sporocadaceae
Exons: 2
Coding region: 1-777 (258 amino acids)
Source: RefSeq, a predicted model, not a curated record